Molecule: messenger RNA, 791 nt
Organism: Penaeus chinensis
Lineage: Eukaryota; Metazoa; Arthropoda; Malacostraca; Decapoda; Penaeidae
Product: calmodulin-A-like
Exons: 4
Coding region: 20-559 (179 amino acids)
Source: RefSeq, a predicted model, not a curated record
ACAGACAGACACGUUAAUCAUGUCAAUGGAUAAGAAACUCACCGAAAUGUUUGCUUUUUUUCAAGAUAAAGAUAAAAAUGUUGUAAAUGUGAAAGAUGUGCCAACAAUAAUACGUACCCUAGGCCUCGUCCCUUCUGAAGUGGAGAUGCGAAAGACAGUAGCCGCCAUGGUGGGGGAGGAGAGUGCCGACACCGUGCAUCUGGCAGCAUUCCUCACCAUCGCAAAAAAACUUUUAAUGGACCGAAGGUUCCCCAGCAGCAACAAGGAAGAGCUGUCUCGUGCCCUUGCAGUGCUGGCGAAGGAAGGGAAGAACUACUUGGCGGAGACGCAGCCCCAGCAGGAGAGCAAAGGGGGAGUCUAUGAUACGAAGCGGUCAGGGUUCCGUCCCCCGGGCAGCCUGUCCCGCGAAGAGCUCGUGCGCCUCAUGACGUGCGAGGGAGAGGCUCUGACGCAGGAGGAGGCGGAGGAGCUCAUCCUGUCCUUACCGAUGAAGGAUUCAGAGUACGUGGAUCUUGACCAGUACGCCGCCCAGCUCGUGCCGCCGCCUAAGUUCUUUUGAGAUUGUGGGUCUUCUCGGAAGGUUGAAGUUCAAAGGUCUUGAUACUGCGAAAGUGUCAGUCUCAAUACUGACAUUUCCUACAUCCUGUUUACUAUUUGUUUAUUAAUUUACUUCGAAUGUACAUCUAUUUCUUACUUUCUUACCCUUAUUAUUUCUGUCUCAGCGACCAGAGGGUGUAUGUUACGAAAACACAUCUGAACCUGGUAAAAAUGUAUCCUUUUUAUAAACCUUU